GACUUCCUUGAGCGCGGAGCGGAGAAGGGAGCGAGCGGUCAUGUCGGCGUCGGUGGUGUCGGUGAUCUCGCGGUUCUUAGAGGAGUACUUGAGCUCCACGCCUCAGCGCCUGAAGCUGCUGGACGCGUACCUCCUGUAUAUACUGCUGACGGGGGCGCUGCAGUUCGGUUAUUGUCUCCUCGUGGGCACUUUCCCCUUCAACUCCUUCCUCUCGGGCUUCAUCUCGUGUGUGGGGAGCUUCAUCCUGGCGGUGUGUCUGAGAAUACAGAUCAACCCACAGAACAAAGCGGAUUUCCAGGGCAUCUCCCCGGAGCGAGCCUUCGCUGACUUUCUCUUUGCCAGCACCAUCUUGCACCUUGUUGUGAUGAAUUUCGUUGGCUGAAAUGGUCCCGUAUACUUGGUGAGGAGCAGGAGACAAGAAGAAUGUUCACUUGAUUACCCCUGGAUAGACGCUCUCGAGUCGGCAGCUUGUUGGGCAUGUGGCUUUUCUGCAGUGUGGGGCUCCCUCCGCGCCUGAUUUGGUAUGCAGUGGAGAGCUCCGGGGAAGUGCCUGCCCUUCGCUGGCAGGACAGCUUCGUGAUGAGCAUCUAUUCACCCGACCUCUGCCAUCCAUUAAGUGUAACCUUUUUGCCUCCUUCCAAAUUAAAAAGCUCCAUGCCACCCUUC
This is a messenger RNA of Echinops telfairi (small Madagascar hedgehog), 666 nucleotides long. RefSeq names its product defender against cell death 1 (gene DAD1). Gene Ontology annotation, cellular component: oligosaccharyltransferase complex; membrane. The record is from RefSeq and is a predicted model, not a curated record. Bases 41 to 382 code for a protein of 113 amino acids. The transcript is spliced from 3 exons. Gene Ontology annotation, biological process: protein N-linked glycosylation. Lineage: Eukaryota; Metazoa; Chordata; Mammalia; Afrosoricida; Tenrecidae.